AUGGGAAAAAGCAGUAAGGAUAAAAGAGACGUCUACUACAGAAAGGCCAAGGAGGAGGGCUGGCGAGCGCGUUCCGCGUACAAGCUGCUGCAGCUGAACGAGCAGUUUGGGCUUUUCAACGACAUCCACCGCGUGGUGGAUCUGUGUGCUGCUCCAGGGUCGUGGUCGCAAGUGCUGAGCCGUGAAAUCUUCAAAGACGAGCGUUCUGACGCCCAGAUAGUCGCCGUGGACCUCCAGCCAAUGGCACCGAUUGACAACGUCGUCACACUGCAGGCAGACAUCACCGAUCCUCGCACACUGGACAAAAUCCUCGGCAUCUUUGGCGGAGAGAAAGCCGACUUUGUCUGCUCUGACGGCGCUCCAGAUGUGACUGGACUGCACGAUCUGGACGAGUACAUCCAGGCACAGCUAGUUCUGUGCGCGCUGCGUCUUGCUACCUGCUUGUUGAAGGAAGGAGGCACAUUUGUGGCGAAGAUCUUCAGAGGCAGAGAUAUCGAUCUCCUGUACAGUCAGCUCGGGUUUCUGUUUGAAAAAGUGGUCUGUGCCAAGCCGCGGGCCUCGCGGGGCACGUCACUCGAGUCGUUCAUCGUCUGCAUCGGCUACAAGCCGAGAGAAGGAUGGAAGCCUGAUCUGCAACCAGAGCUGUCCACCGAGGAAUACUUCCAGAACAUGAACAUCGGCCGCGCCAGGUUGCACGAGGACCUGCGCGUAGACUACGAAGAGCGCAAGGUAGCACCGUUUGUGGCCUGUGGGGACCUCAAAACCAGCUACGACUCGGAUGCCUCUUACUCGCUGGACACCGCGGUCAAGCACAGCCUAGACCCUGUGCAAAUGCCCACGGACCCGCCGUACAAGCGCGCGUUGGAGAUGAAACGCCAGGGCCGGCUGCGUGGCAAAUAA
Molecule: messenger RNA, 900 nt
Organism: Ogataea haglerorum
Lineage: Eukaryota; Fungi; Ascomycota; Pichiomycetes; Pichiales; Pichiaceae
Exons: 1
Coding region: 1-900 (299 amino acids)
Biological process (GO): tRNA methylation; cytoplasmic translation
Cellular component (GO): cytoplasm
Molecular function (GO): tRNA methyltransferase activity
Source: RefSeq, a predicted model, not a curated record